UAACGAGAGAGGGGAUGAGCAGAAAGGGAAGUACGAGACAGGUCCCAGAGGAGACCGGUGGAGAGCCAGCAGACAGCGAGACCCAGAGAGACCACCAGGCUGGCCAUCUGCCCCGGCAUCUGCUCAGCUAUGAGCCAAAGCAGGGAUUUGCAGGGGGGAAAAGCCUUUGGACUGCUCAAGGCCCAGCAGGAGGAGGGGCUGGAUGAGAUCAACAAGCAAUUCCUGGAUAAUCCCAAGUACAGCAGUGAUGAGGACCUGCCCUCCAAACUGGAAGCCUUCAAGAAGAAGUACAUGGAGUUUGAUCUGAAUGGAAAUGGAGAUAUCGAUAUUAUGUCCUUGAAGCGGAUGCUGGAGAAACUCGGGGCUCCCAAGACCCACCUAGAGCUAAAGAAACUAAUCAGAGAGGUGUCCAGUGGCUCUGAGGAGACGUUCAGCUACUCUGACUUUCUCAGAAUGAUGCUGGGCAAGGGAUCGGCCAUCUUGAGAAUGAUUCUGAUGUAUGAGGAAAAAAACAAAGAACACCAGAAACCAACUGGUCCCCCAGCCAAGAAAGCUAUUUCUGAGUUGCCCUAACGAGGUGGAUGUACACAUGGGGGGAGGGGGCAUUCAGUGGCAGCAACCUGGGAAAGAGAAGUGGCUGUGAGUCAGAGUCAAACUAAAUAAAUAAUGCUCCCCUA
Molecule: messenger RNA, 677 nt
Organism: Mesocricetus auratus (golden hamster)
Lineage: Eukaryota; Metazoa; Chordata; Mammalia; Rodentia; Cricetidae
Gene: Aif1
Product: allograft inflammatory factor 1
Exons: 6
Coding region: 130-573 (147 amino acids)
Biological process (GO): ruffle assembly; actin filament bundle assembly
Cellular component (GO): actin filament; ruffle membrane
Molecular function (GO): actin filament binding; calcium ion binding
Source: RefSeq, a predicted model, not a curated record